This is a messenger RNA of Cydia amplana, 2977 nucleotides long. RefSeq names its product filamin-A (gene cher). Gene Ontology annotation, molecular function: actin filament binding. The record is from RefSeq and is a predicted model, not a curated record. The transcript is spliced from 18 exons. Gene Ontology annotation, biological process: actin cytoskeleton organization. Bases 152 to 2917 code for a protein of 921 amino acids. NCBI's taxonomy places the organism in Eukaryota, Metazoa, Arthropoda, Insecta, Lepidoptera, Tortricidae.
CCCCAGUGCGUAGUUCACAGUCGGUCGCAGCGCGCAUCGGCGCACGGUACUGGACUGUUCGAAAUUCAAAUUUUCAAAGUGGCCAGUGACAGUGACUGUGCGGUAUUUUUUAACGGUUGGUGAUAAAAUGGCGGCACGCCAAGCGUGAUAAAUGGCUUUUAUGAGUGGGCUGUGGAAUUCCAUCGUCGGAGGGAACGAUAAAGAGGUGACUUGGGAGGAGAUCUCGCAGUUCUACUUCGAUAAGGGGAAGAAGUAUUUCUCGGUGUCGGAGUGGGAUAGGCAGGAGACGCCGGUGGUGUACGGGGAGGCGCAUAAGAUCUCCUUCAAUAAGGAGAGGCUGGGGUUCACGCCUAUGAACUUUGCGUCUAUCUACAAUAUUGAUACUAGGAAAGCGGAAGUAAAGAUGCCGAGCGGCCACGUGGACAAGCCAGCGAUAGAAGACAACCGUGAUGGCACCGUCAGCAUCAAGUAUGAGCCGCGAGAGGAGGGCGUGCACGAGCUGUACGUAAAAUACAACGGGGAACACGUGCAGGGAUCCCCCUACAAGUUCCACGUGGACUCCAUCCCCUCGGGCUACGUGACAGCCUACGGCCCGGGUCUGGUGAGCGGCGUCAGCGGAGAACCCAGCCAGUUCACCAUCAGCACCAAGGGUGCUGGCGCAGGAGGCCUGUCCAUGGCUGUGGAGGGACCUAGCAAGGCUGAGAUCACAUGCCACGACAACAAAGACGGCACAGUAUCCGUCUCCUUCCUGCCCACCGCUCCCGGCGAAUACAAGGUCUCCGUCAGGUUCGGAGACAAGCAUAUCAAGGGAUCCCCCUUCACCGCCAAGGUGACAGGCGAGGGUCGCAAGAGGAACCAGAUCUCCGUGGGCAGCUGCAGCGAGGUCACUCUGCCAGGGAAGAUCACUGACAACGACAUCCGCAGUCUAAACGCUUCUAUCCAGGCCCCAUCAGGCUUGGAAGAGCCCUGCUUCCUGAAACGCCUGCCGUCCGGGAACAUCGGCAUCAGCUUCACGCCGCGCGAGUCCGGCCAGCACAUCGUCUCCGUCAAGAAGAUGGGCGUCCACAUCCAGAACUCGCCCUUUAACAUCACCGUGCAGGACCAGGAGGUUGGAGACGCUAAGAAAGUUAAGGUUUCUGGCUCCGCUCUGAAAGAAGGCAAGACCCACGCUGAGAAUACCUUCUCGGUGGACACCAAGAAUGCUGGAUAUGGUGGUCUUUCACUGUCCAUUGAGGGCCCCAGCAAGGCCGAGAUCCAGUGCGCGGACAGCAAAGAUGGCGUCCUCAACAUCAGCUACAAGCCCACCGAGCCCGGCUACUACAUCGUGAACCUCAAGUUCGCCGACCACCACGUGGAAGGCUCACCGUUCACUGUUAAGGUUACUGGUGAGGGCAGCAACAGACAGCGAGAGAAAAUUCAGAGGCAGCGCGACCAGGCGCCGCUCACCGAAGUCGGUACCAACUGCAAGCUGACCUUCAAGAUGCCAGGCAUCACUUCCUUUGACCUGGCCGCCACCGUCACCAGCCCCGGCGGCGUCUCCGAAGACGCCGAGAUCCAGGAAGUAGAAGACGGCCUGUAUUCCGUGCUCUUCGUGCCUAAGGAGCUGGGCGUGCACACCGUGUCCGUCAAGUACAGGGAGAUCCAUAUUCCUGGAUCCCCCUUCCAAUUCACCGUCGGCCCCCUCCGCGACUCCGGCGCCCACUUAGUCAAGGCCGGCGGCACGGGCCUCGAGCGUGGCGAGGCCGGCCGCUUCAACGAGUUCAACGUGUGGACCCGCGAGGCGGGCGCCGGCCAGCUGGCCAUCUCGCUCGAGGGGCCGAGCAAGGCCGAAAUCGACUUUAAGGACAGGAAGGAUGGAUCGUGCGAUGUGUCUUACAAGGUUGAUGAGCCUGGCGAAUACCGCAUCGGCCUCAAGUUCAACGAGCAACACAUCCCGGACUCCCCCUUCAAAGUGUACAUCUCCCCCGCCAUCGGCGACGCCCAUCUGCUAGAAGUAGCCCAGUUCCCCGACGCAGCUCAAGUGGACAAGCCAGCGCAGUUCUACAUCAGGCUCAAUGGGGCUAAAGGAGAUCUGGACGCUAGGGUGAUGGCCCCCUCAGGCAAAACCGACGACUGCUUCAUCCAGAACAUCGACGGGGACCAGUACAGCAUCAGAUUCAUGCCGCGCGAGAACGGCGUGCACAACAUCAACGUCAAGUUCAACGGGGUUCACAUCCCCGCGUCUCCGCUGAGGAUCAAAGUGGGGAAGGAUGAUGCUGAUCCCGCGGCGGUGCAUGCCCAUGGACCUGGGCUGGGGCAGGUCAAAACUGGCGUGAAGACCGACCUCAUCAUCGACACCUGCAACGCCGGCGCGGGCAACCUCGCCGUCAACAUGGACGGGCCUUCCCGGGUCGCCAUGGACUGCACGGAGGUGGAGGAGGGAUACAAGGUACGCUACACUCCUCUGGCUCCUGGUUUCUACUACAUGAGCAUCAAGUAUAACGGCCACCACAUCGUUGGCUCUCCCUUCAAGAUUGAAGCUAAAGGUGGAAACUUGGCUGAGGUCGGUGCUCAAGAAACCUCCUCCGUCUCAGUGGAAACUGUCCAGAAGGUGGCCAAGGCUGGCCAGAAGCAGGGUCCCGUGCUGCCACACUUCAAGUCCGACGCCUCCAAGGUCACCAGCAAGGGCAUGGGGCUGAAGAAGGCGUAUAUGAACAAGCAUAACCAGUUCACUGUCACGUGUACCGAUGCUGGCAACAACAUCCUCUACGUGGGCAUCUACGGCCCCAAGGGUCCGUGCGACGAGGUCCAGCUGAAGCACAAGGGCCGCCACAACUACGAGUGCUCGUACGUGGUCCGCGACCGCGGGGAGUACAUCGUUAUUGUCAAGUGGGGGGAUGAUCACAUCCCUGGCUCUCCGUACAAGGUUGAUGUUUAGGUUGUGAAGCAGUUGUGAAGUUGUGGGGAAUUUAUAGAUGUCAAAAGGUAAAAUUGUUUU